Messenger RNA from Lathyrus oleraceus (garden pea), 4383 nucleotides. RefSeq names its product putative disease resistance RPP13-like protein 1. Gene Ontology annotation, molecular function: protein binding; ADP binding. The transcript is spliced from 2 exons. The coding region runs from base 1 to 3894 and encodes 1297 amino acids. The record is from RefSeq and is a predicted model, not a curated record. Lineage: Eukaryota; Viridiplantae; Streptophyta; Magnoliopsida; Fabales; Fabaceae.
AUGGCUGCAACUGUGAUAGGAACUGCUUUCCUCUCUGCAACUGUUCAGACCUUAGUUGAGAAACUUGCUUCCAAAGAGUUUCGUGAUUACAUCAUAAACACCAAGCUCGAUGACUCACUCUUGAAACAGUUAGGACAAACACUACUCACUAUUCAACCUGUGCUAGAUGCUGCAGAGGAGAAGCAGAUCAACACUCCUUCUGUCAAACAAUGGCUUGAUGGCUUGAAAGAUGCUCUCUACGAUGCUGAAGAUUUGCUCAACCAUAUUAGCUAUGACUCCCUUCGAUGCCAGAUGGAGAACACGCAAGCUGCAAGCAAAACUAAACAGGUCUGGAACUUCCUUUCUUCUCCUUUUAGAAGUAUCUAUGGAGAGAUCAAUUCCCAAAUGAAGAUCAUGUGUGAAAGCUUGCAACUUUUUGCACAACAUAAGGAUAUCAUUGGUUUGCAAACUAAAAGUGUCAGAGUUUCUCAUAGAACACCUUCAAGUUCUAUGGUCAAUGAAUCUGUCAUGGUUGGUAGAAAAGAGGACAAAGAGAUAGUAAUGAACAUGCUGCUAUCAGAUAAUGGCACUAGCAAGAUAAAUAUAGAGGUGGUUGCAAUUUUAGGCAUGGGAGGUGUCGGAAAAACAACACUUGCACAACUUGCUUACAAUGAUGAAAAAGUUGAACAUCACUUUGAUCUCAAAGCAUGGGCUUGUGUAUCGGAGGAUUUUGAUGUUUUUAGAGUAACCAAAGCUCUCCUUGAAUCUGUCACUUCAAAAACAUGGGAAACCAGUAAUCUUGAUUUUCUUCGAGUUGAGUUAAAGAAAAAUUUGAGGGACAAAAGAUUUUUCAUUGUGUUGGAUGACUUAUGGAAUGACAGUUAUUCUGAUUGGGAUGAACUUGCAUCUCCGUUGAUAUACGGAAAAAAUGGAAGCAGAAUGAUCAUCACAACACGCCACAAAAAAGUGGCAGAUGUUGCACGCACAUUUCCUAUUUUUUCAUUAGAUCCUCUAUCCCAUGAAGACAGUUGGUUUUUACUCUCCAAACAUGCAUUUGGAAGUGGAGACUUUUCUGAAACUCAACGCCGAAAGCUAGAACCAAUUGGCAGGAAGAUUGCCCGAAAGUGUGGUGGAUUGCCAAUCGCUGCAAAAUCACUUGGAGGACUAUUGCGUUCGAAAGUAGAUACUGAAGAGUGGAUUGAAGUUCUGAACAACGACAUAUGGAACUUACAGAAUGAUAAUAUUUUGCCUGCAUUGCGCUUGAGUUAUCAAUAUCUUUCAUCUCAAUUGAAAAGAUGUUUUUCCUAUUGCUCUAUUUUUCCAAAGGACUAUCCACUUGAUAGGAAGCAACUGGUUUUAUUGUGGAUGGCAGAAGGCUUCCUUGAUCAUUCUCAAGACAGAAAAACCAUGGAAGAAGUAGGUGAUGAGUUUUUUGCUGAAUUGUUAUCCAGAUCAUUGAUUCAACAAUUGCAUGAUAAUUAUGGAAAACAAAUAUUUGUCAUGCAUGACCUUGUUAAUGAUUUAGCUACUGCUGUAUCUGGAAGAAGUUGUUACAGACAUGAAUUUGGCGCUAAGAGCUAUGAAAAUGUUCGUCACUUGUCAUAUAAUAAAGAAACAUACGACGUUUUCAAGAAGUUUAAGACUUUCGACAAAUUCAAACGCUUGAGAAGCUUCCUUGCCAUUGAAUUUCGAUGGGCAGAAUAUAAUUUAUCAAGAAACGUGGUCAAUUAUUUGCUACCCACAUUUGAAAGGUUGCGUGUGUUAUCGUUGUCAAAAUAUAGAAACAUCACCACGUUACCCGUUACAGUUGGCAAUUUAGUGCAGUUGCGCUAUCUAGAUCUCUCUCAUACUGAAAUCACAAGCUUGCCUGACACCAUAUGCAACCUCUACUACUUGCAAACCUUGAUUUUAUCUGAGUGCUAUAAACUCACAGAAUUGCCAGAAUUUGUUGGUAAAUUAAUUAAUUUGCGUCAUCUUUAUAUUGAUAGGACAAGCAUAAUAGAGAUGCCGAAGCAAAUUGCUGAACUAGAAAACCUUCAAACUCUAAAUGUUUUUGUAGUAGGAAAGAAAAAUAUUGGUUCAAGUGUUAGAGAGAUUGGGAAGUUUCCUAAUCUACGGGGAGAGUUAUUCAUCAAGAACCUGCAAAAUGUCAUUGAUGUCAUGGAGGCAAGUGAUACCAACUUGAAGAGCAAAGAACAUAUUGAGGUAUUGACGCUACAGUGGGGCAAGGAAACUGAUGACACACUUAAUGAAAGAAAUGUGCUUGAUAUGUUACAACCAUCCUCAAACCUUAAGAAGUUGACCAUUGACUUGUAUGGUGGGACACAUUUUCCUAGUUGGUUGGGAGAUCCAUCAUUUUUUAACAUGGUGUCCCUCUAUAUUCAUGAAUGUGUGAAUUGCACGACACUUCCACCACUAGGGCAGCUACCUUCUCUCAAGGACUUGCGAAUUGGUAGAAUGACAAUUUUGGAUACAAUUGGGCAGCAGUUCUAUGGCAUAGCAGCAGGAGGUUCCAAUUCUUCAUUCCAACCAUUUCAAUCCCUUGAGAAUUUGUUGUUUUUGUCCAUGGGAAAUUGGAAGGAAUGGCAUCCUUUUCCAGACAACAUGUCUCCUUUUCCUCGUCUAAAAACUCUGAGGUUAUUAAGUUGUCCCAAAUUAAAGGGACAUUUACCUACUCAUCUUCCUUCCAUAGAAGAGAUUGAAAUAGAUGGUUGCGACCAUCUCUUGGCAGCACCACCUACUCAACAUUGGCUCUCCUCAAUAAAAAAGAUUCAUAUUAAGGGAGAUUCGAAUUCAGAAAGCAAUACUGAAAGGACCCAAUACUCAUUGCUCGAGAGUGAUUCUCCAUGUCUGCUGCAAACAAUAGACAUAUCGAACUGUCAUAUGCUAAAAUCUGUACCUAAAAUGAUUAUAAACAGCACCUGUCUUCUAUGCUUGGAUCUCUAUGGUAUUAGUUCUCUCAAUGCGUUUCCAACAAACGGUUUACCCACUUCUUUGCAAUCACUUUGUAUCGAAGAAUGUGAGAAUUUAACAUUCCUACCUCCUGAAACGUGGAGGAAUUACACAUCACUUGUGACUCUUAAAUUACAAACGAGCUGCAGUGCACUUACCUCCUUCCCAUUGAACUGUUUUCCUAUGCUCCAAGAUCUUUCCAUCAGGAAAUGUAGGAGUUUGGAAUCUAUUUUUAUUUCAGAAACUCUGCCUUGUAGCUCGUCAACCCUCCGAUCUUUUGUUGUCAGUGAUUGUGAGGCACUUAGAUCACUACCUCAACGGAUGGACACCCUCACCGCUCUUGAAUCGAUAAUUCUAUGCAAUCUUCCAAAUUUGAAUUUAUCAUUAUGUGAAGGAGCUUUCCUACCUCCGAAUUUACAAUCAAUUACAGUUUAUUCUGUGAGGAUAACAAAGCCGGUAACAGAGUGGGGUCUCCAAGGCCUUACUCGUGUUCGUUCAAUGGAUAUCAGUGGUGAUGACAUUGUUAAGAUGUUGCUCAAGGAGCAGUUGUUGCCCAUUACCCUUGUGUCUCUAGAAUUCGAAAGUCUCUUUGAAAUGAAAUCCUUAGAAGCAAAUGGACUUCGACACCUCUCCUCUCUAGAAUGCCUUUACUUUAUUAAUUGUCCAGAGCUUGUGUCAUUGUCAGAAAAAGCCUUUCCCUCCUCCCUGAAAACACUUUAUUUCAGGAACUGUCCAAGACUAAACUCAUUGUCAGAAAAAGUCUUUCCCUCCUCGCUGAAAACACUUUUUUUCUGCGAGUGUCCAAGACUAGAGUCAUUGCCAGAAGACAGCCUCCCUACCUUUCUUGAGGAACUGACCAUUUCAAGAUGUCCAUUGUUAGAAGAAAGGUAUAAACGGAACGAAUAUUGGUCCAAAAUUGCUCACAUCUCUGUCAUAAAAAUAAAUGAGCAACUCACAAUAUGAGCCAUGACCAUUGAGAAGCCAAGAGAAUGAAGAAUUCCCAUCAUGUUUCAGGUUUGAAUUCCAGUGCUAAUUGCUCAAUGAGUUUGGAAAAACAUGAAGUGAUGAAGAAGAUAAGUCUACAUUUGGUUGAGAAUGACACCUAUGGUGAUUCUUCUUCUUGAAGGAGAGUUUUGCAAUAAUUUGUGGUUAGAACAGAAAGAUGCUAUAGACUUUUUUGCGUGGUUUGUUUGUUUACUUGUCUAGAAAAAUGAUCUUUUAAUUUUAUAUACUAUAUUCUUUGUGAUAAAUAUAUCUAGUCGGUAUUAUUGAACAUCAACUCUUUUAAUUAUAUAGUUAUAGCGUGAAAUUUUUAUUUAAACAGUCAACGUUAAAUCAAAAAUACAAAUUAAGUUCAAGUACAUCCAUUUGAUUGAGCUUGAUCGCUGUAUAGUAGAUUUGUUGUAAUUCUUUUCUCCAUUAUGCAAUGCAAGCUAUCUUUCUCGACAUCAA